Messenger RNA from Doryrhamphus excisus (bluestripe pipefish), 1679 nucleotides. Lineage: Eukaryota; Metazoa; Chordata; Actinopteri; Syngnathiformes; Syngnathidae. The record is from RefSeq and is a predicted model, not a curated record.
CUUGUAUAAAGUAUUAGUGUUGUAUUCGACCCUUCCUUGUACUACACGAGCAUAACUAACAUUUAUGACGUCAGCUUGAAACAAAAUCAAAACAGGAAAUGAUACAUAAUAGAGCGUCUCACUGGGAACAAGCCGUCGGUCGUUAGGACCCUGCAGGAAAGGAAACAUCGCAGCUGAGUGGCGAGUGUGUCAGCCGCUAACUAACCAGCUAGCUCGCUAGCUAGCCUGGCGCUUGUCUACUCGGCAGGAGAUUUUCCCCACCGUAUGCUUAAGUUUUAACUACCAGGCGUUGAUAUUUUAUUCUAUUUUCUGUUGACCGCCUGGGCUGCUUAACUAUGCCGAGUAAAAAGAAGAAAUACAACGCCAGGUUCCCCCCGGCAAGAAUUAAGAAGAUUAUGCAGACGGACGAAGAAAUCGGCAAAGUGGCUGCAGCGGUACCCGUUAUCAUUUCAAGAGCACUGGAGCUUUUCCUGGAGUCGCUGCUGACAAAGGCUUGUCAUGUCACCCAGUCCAAGAACGCAAAGACGAUGACGACGUCUCACUUGAAGCAGUGCAUCGAACUCGAGCAGCAGUUUGAUUUCCUGAAAGACCUGGUGGCAACCGUGCCCGACAUGCAGGGCGAGGGGGACGACAAUCAUGCCGAGGCAGCUGGGGAGAAAGUUCCACGCCGCGGUCGAAAGUCGGCGUCUGGGCACAAAAACGGCGGGCCGGGCUCUAAAGGCAAGGACAAGAAGAUGUCCGGCACCGAGUCUGAGCAGGAGGAGGACUCUGAGGACAGCGAGACAGACGGAGAUGGAGACGAAGAGGACGGCUCUCAGUCAAGCACAAACCUGCAGGCUGCAUCCAGGUUCCACAGCCCUCAGUGGAAAAUGUUUAAGCACCCCUGGACUAAAGCAAUGGUUGUCAAAAUGUUUGACACCAAGUGCUACCUCCAAAAACGCCAACACCCAGCACAUGCACACCGCCAGCAUGGCGGCCGGCCAGCCCCGCAGCCCCGUGGCCUUUGCCCCCCACGCCUCCAUGGUGAGCGCUGCUCCGCCCCCGCCGCCCUCUGCACCGCCCAAAAGCGAGGACUAUGACGACGAGGACUAUGACUCUUAGCCAACUUCUACACCUAUAUUACUGCCUCCUCCCAUUUUAGUUUAGUGGAGAAAAGGACUCUUCAUCAGGAGGCAGGAAGGAAACUGGUUGUAUAUUGGCUUUUUGUUCCUUUUAAAUACAGCUUUUAUUUCAUUCUAGAGGAGAAUCUUUUUAAGAAGUUGAGUUGAGAUUAUCAGACAGGAUAGGCGUGGUUUGUGUUGCUCUCUAGCUUUUUUCCUUUGCCACGCCGUAUUCCUUUCCGUAGGUGAUGGCGAUAAAUCCACCUCUGUCUUUGUCUCUCCUUUUAAACGGCUUUUAAACCAAAGCAAAGCCGCUCGGCCCUCGCAGAAGCCGCGCCGUUUGCUUUUAAAGUCGUUACGUUCCGCCCUCAUUUUUUCUUUCUCCUUUUCUUCUGUGUUGUGCUUUUGAACCUCACCCCCCAUUCCAUCCCCGCUCCCCAUUUUAAGAUUCUUUUUAAUGUAUGAACUGAAAGCGGACUUGAAAUAUUUCCAGAUAGGAAGUAGAAGCUGCAUUGUAAAGUUUUUAACAUUCUUUUUAUUUUGUAUGAGUGAAAUAAAUAAAAGAAAAUCCUGUUUCAA